Messenger RNA from Hippoglossus stenolepis (Pacific halibut), 890 nucleotides. RefSeq names its product ependymin (gene epd). The transcript is spliced from 6 exons. Gene Ontology annotation, molecular function: calcium ion binding. NCBI's taxonomy places the organism in Eukaryota, Metazoa, Chordata, Actinopteri, Pleuronectiformes, Pleuronectidae. Gene Ontology annotation, cellular component: lysosome; extracellular region. The record is from RefSeq and is a predicted model, not a curated record. Gene Ontology annotation, biological process: cell-matrix adhesion. The coding region runs from base 80 to 718 and encodes 212 amino acids.
UCAACUGGAAGCCAGAUGCACUUACGGUUGUUUUUUGACAUCUCAGAUAUUGUUUUGUGACUCCCUCUGGACCAGGAAAAUGUAUGCAGCUGUCACGUUCGUCGUCCUCAUAUGCUUGACUGCCACCACGCAUGCAGAUCACCAUCAGCCUUGUCAUUCACCUAACAUGACAGGAUUCAUGUCUGUGAUGAAAAUGAAGGGUGAAAUGAGGGCAUAUGGGGCCAUCACCUACGACUCGAUGGCCAAGAAACUGCGGUUCAGAUCAAACGAGAGCUACUUCGCAAACACCUCACUGAGUUUGGAUCUGCUGAUGUUCUUUGAAGAGGGAAUAUUCUAUGAGAUCGACAGCAAAAACCAGACCUGUGAGAAAAAGACGCUGCAAUGCACCAUCCAUCCUCUACAAAUUCCUGAUGACGCCAAGUUUCUGGCUACGAUAAACAGCGGGAAUCCAUCCAUUGAAGGAGAGGGAUUAAAGAUCAACGCGUGGAUGGGAUCAAUGCCAGACAUGAAGGGCUUCUACUCCAUGUCUGUAACCAUGGGAUGUUUGCCUGUGUUCUCAAUGUACUUGGACGAGACAUCAUUCAUGUUCAGCCUUUUGGACGUUGAAAACGAGAUCAAGGAUCCUGAUCUCCUCCUGGUGCCUUCCUUUUGCCAGGGACUGCCUUUGGAGGAGACGCCUGAAGGGACAGUGAACAGCUUCCUCAAUGAGUUCAUGUAGAUGAGGCUUCACCAGCAGAAUUACAUUUUGAUGUAAUGAGGGGGACACGAGAUAUAACAUGGAUUAUAGAUGUAGUCAUAAUCACUAACAGUUGGUCGCUUUUCAAGUUGGUCCUGCUUACAAAACCUGUCAGAUAUGAUUAAUGGAACAAUAAAAUGUCAAAGCUGUCAAA